AUGAGCAUGAGUAGUGGAAGCAGCUGGUGGUGUGGUUUGAGGCCCGCUUCCUUCAACAUGGAAACCGAGUUGUCUACCAGAGGAAAUACUUUUGGUGGCAUUUUUGGCUCCUCUCCUAAGCCUAGAUCACUCAGGGUUCAGCCUUCUGAUGAAGAUGUUGAGGAUCUUCUCCCCAAUAGUAUUUCUGGCAAACCUUCUGGAACUGUUCUGCCAUAUGUUGGCGUUGCUUGCCUUGGAGCCAUGUUAUUUGGUUAUCAUCUUGGGGUGGUAAAUGGUUCUCUUGAGUACCUUGCCAAGGAUCUUGGAAUCAUCCAAAACACUGUUAUCCAAGGAUGGAUUGUCAGUGCAUUGCUUGCUGGUGCUACUGUCGGUUCAUUUACUGGUGGAACAUUGGCUGACAAAUUUGGCCGGACUAGGACUUUUCAGUUGGAUGCAAUCCCUCUAGCAAUUGGAGGAUUUCUUUGUGCUACUGCUCAGAGUGUUCAAACAAUGAUCAUUGGUCGCUUGCUAGCUGGUAUAGGAAUUGGUGUAGCAUCUGCAGUUGUACCACUUUACAUAUCUGAGAUUUCUCCAACCGAAAUUCGGGGUGCACUUGGAUCUGUUAAUCAACUUUUUAUAUGCAUUGGGAUUCUUGCAGCACUUUUGGUUGGUUUGCCUCUGGAGGGAAAUCCUAUAUGGUGGCGGACAAUGUUUGGAAUUACUGUAGUUCCAGCUAUUCUGUUAGCACUUGGGAUGACUAUUUCUCCAGAAAGUCCUCGGUGGCUUUUUCAGCAAGGAAAAAUAUUAGAAGCUGAAAAAGCUGUUAAAACACUAUAUGGAAAAGAAAGAGUGGCUUUGGUUAUGCAAGACAUGACAACAGCAAGUGAAGGUUCUUCUGAACAAGAAGCAGGAUGGUCUGAUCUGUUUAGUAAUCGAUAUUGGAAAGUUGUCAGUGUAGGGGCAACACUUUUCUUGCUCCAGCAGUUGUCUGGAAUAAAUGCUGUGGUCUAUUAUUCGACUGCUGUUUUCCGCAGUGCUGGAAUUUCUUCUGAUGUCGCAGCUAGUGCACUGGUUGGUGCAUCAAAUGUUUUUGGCUCAAUAGUUGCUUCGUCCUUGAUGGACAAACAAGGAAGGAAAAGUCUCCUUAUUACAAGCUUUAGUGGGAUGGGUGCUUCUAUGUUGCUUCUUUCUGUGUCAUUUACUUGGAAGGUCCUUGCACCAUAUUCUGGCACCUUAGCAGUCCUUGGGACUGUCCUCUAUGUCUUUUCCUUCUCUCUGGGUGCUGGUCCGGUGCCUGCCCUUCUUCUACCAGAAAUAUUUGCAUCUAGAAUCAGGGCGAAAGCAAUUUCUUUGUCAUUAGGCACACAUUGGAUCUCCAACUUUGUGAUUGGGCUGUAUUUCAUGAGUGUAGUAAACAAGUUUGGAAUCAGCACUGUGUACUUGGGCUUCGCAUCAGUGUGUCUUGUUACUGUCUUGUACAUAGCUCGUAACGUUGUGGAAACAAAAGGUCGAUCCUUGGAAGAAAUAGAACGUGCACUUAGCCCUGCAACCUAA
Messenger RNA from Sphenostylis stenocarpa, 1533 nucleotides. The record is from the annotation of a GenBank genome assembly. Lineage: Eukaryota; Viridiplantae; Streptophyta; Magnoliopsida; Fabales; Fabaceae.